AUGGGUAUUCUUACUGUUGCUGAGUGUUUAGAGCGUUUUGAGGCAUUUGCUCAGUCUCAAUCUCAAUCGGGAGCCGAUCAGCGGUAUCAAAGUGGUAAUUCAAAUACCACUACUAGUGCACCCGCCCGUGGGGUGAACCAUGUCGCCAUGGAUCCUAGUUUGGCUGCUGUAUUGGAAAACAUGACUCGAGAGCUUAAGGAGAUUAGAGCUAAGGUAGACAAAUGUGAGUAUUGUCGAGGGGGUCACGACACGAGUGCGUGUCCACUGCUAGUUGGUGAGGAGCAAGUCGAUUUCGUAGGAGGAGGUCAAGGUAGAGGUCAACCUAGUGGGUUUGGUAAUAAUAACUUUGGUUCGGGUUGGCGUAAUAAUAAUAAUAAUUUUGCUUCUAACAACAAUUUUCGCUCAAACGGACCCCCUGGUUUUCAAAUAGCUCAAAAUCCAAAUAGGGGUUUAGGUUCACUCUUUGGUGGGGGUUCAAAUGGGCAGGUUAAUGAUGGGGGGUCAAGUAGUCAGGUUCAAACAGGUCAGGGUUCAAGCUAUGAUCUUGGGGGUAGUCUAGAAAGGAUGGAGUCCAUGAUGAGUCAAUUAAUUGUUAAGGAUCAAACCCCCCAAAAGAAACUUAGCAAACAUGACCUUAUGCUUAAGAAUCACCAAACUGCUUUCCAAGACCUUCAAAGGGUUGUAGGUGAUAUGUCUAGGAAGUUAGAGGAGAGAUUACCCGAUCAGUCUGCGGGUAACACCCAACCGAACCCGAAUGCUCAUGUAAAGGCCAUUACCACCCAUAGUGGCAAAACCGUAGGGAACCCGAGCGUAGAGGAGAGAGUAGUCGAUGAGGAUGGAGAUGUUGUAGACGAAGAGAUAGAGAUGGAGGCUCCCGGCAAAGUGCAAUCGAGGCUGCGCCCAGCAAGUACCGCACAGCCCGGUGACUCUCAAGGUGAGAAGAGGGUAGAGAAACCUCCCGUGGAUGUUAGGCCUUCGCCUUUAGUGAACCAUGCGUAUGUCCCGUUCCCUUCCCGUCUUAAGAAUCAAAAAUACUCGAGGGAAUACGGGCAAUUCUUAGACAUCUUCAAGCAAUUGAAGAUUAAUCUUCCUUUUAUUGAGGCACUCCAGUCCAUGCCUAAAUACGCGGAAUUUUUAAAGGACCUUCUUAGGAGUUAG
Molecule: messenger RNA, 1158 nt
Organism: Helianthus annuus (common sunflower)
Lineage: Eukaryota; Viridiplantae; Streptophyta; Magnoliopsida; Asterales; Asteraceae
Exons: 1
Coding region: 1-1158 (385 amino acids)
Source: RefSeq, a predicted model, not a curated record